GGGUGGGCGCAGUUUGGCUCUGCCGGAGCUCGGCAGGCGAACCACAGGCGAGCGAAGGCUUUUGCUUUGCUCUGCCUUUUGGUCAGGUCUGCUCUUCCUGGACGUUUUGUAGUGUUCGCCUGCUACCUCGAGGGGUUUUAUUUAGCUUUUCUUUGGUACCUAUGCGGGACUCAUACGCCGCACAGAAAAGUGGGGGAGAAGGACCGGAGCAGGAGCGAUAAAAAGCAAACACUCGUUAUCAUUAGCCUUUCAUGCGCGUAAAAAUUUGUGUUAUAAAUAAGAGCUCACGGAGAGACGGAAGGAGCGGAACGAGGGUGCGGACAGGAGAGCCCCAGCUCUUGCUAUGAGAGAGACAGCGAAACUCCGGCGGGCGACUCGGUGAGCUAUGAGAUGAGGCUCAGGAAUGGGACUGUGGCCACAGCGUUAGUGUUUGUCACCUCCUUCCUCAGCCUGUCCUGGUACACAGCUUGGCAAAAUGGAAAAGAAAAGCUAAAUGCCUAUCAGCAUGAGUUUCAUGCCUUGAGAGAGCGUCUUCGUGUGGCUGAGCAUCGAACUUUACAGCGUUCUUCUGAACUAAAUGCUGUCCUGGAGCAGUUCAAACGGAUAGUGGCUUCAUCAAAUGGCAGCAAAGAGGCUUUGAACAAUUUUUCAGAUGAUGCCAAAAAGAUAUUGAAAGAUUUGACCAACAGAAAUGCCCUUCAAGUGCCAAAUAUUUACCACCACAUGCCCCACUUACUUAACAACGAAGAGAGCCUCCAGCCUGCUGUGCAGGUUGGUCUUGGUAGAACUGGCGUGUCCUUAGUGUUGGGAAUUCCCACCGUGAAGAGAAAAGUUAAGUCCUACCUUGCAGAGACACUUCAUUCAUUGAUAGAUAAGCUGUCUACUGAAGAGAAGUUGGAUUGUGUAAUAGUGGUAUUUAUAGGUGAGACUGAUCUCAAUCAUGUUCAUGGUGUCCUGGACAGUCUGGAAAAAGAAUUUUCCAUAGAAAUCAGUUCAGGGUUAAUAGAAGUCAUAUCACCACAUGCAGCUUACUAUCCGGAUUUGGCAAACCUGAAGGAAACCUUUGGAGAUUCAAAAGAGCGUGUCAGAUGGCGAACAAAACAGAAUUUGGACUAUUGCUUCCUUAUGAUGUAUGCCCAGAAAAAGGGGAUUUACUAUGUCCAGCUUGAAGACGACAUAGUUGCCAAAGAUCAUUACUUCAGCACCAUGAAAAAUUUUGCACUUCAGCUUUCCUCGGAAGACUGGAUGAUUCUAGAGUUCUCACAGUUGGGGUUUAUAGGUAAAAUGUUUCAGGCUCCUGAUCUGAACCUUAUUGUGGAGUUCAUACUGAUGUUCCACAAGGAGAAACCGAUCGACUGGCUUUUAGAUCACAUCUUGUGGGUGAAGGUCUGCAACCCUGAAAGAGAUGCAAAACACUGCGAGCGGCAAAAGUCUAACAUCAGGAUUCGAUUCAGACCAUCUCUUUUUCAGCAUGUUGGAUUGCAUUCGUCAUUGGCGGGCAAGAUUCAGAAGUUGACAGAUAAAGAUUUUAUGAAGCCUUUACUUCACAAAAUGCACGUCAAUCCAUCGGCAGAGGUUUUAACCUCGCUGAAAGUUUACCAAGGACAUACGUUGGAUAAGGCAUACCUGGGAGAGGACUUCUUCUGGGGCAUUACACCUCUCGCUGGUGACUAUAUUCUCUUCAGAUUUGACAAACCGUUGAAUAUAGAUAGAUACUUGUUUCACACUGGGAACACGGAGCAUCCAAGGGACCUGCUGUUGAAUACAAGUGUUGAGGUUUUGCCUUACAAGGAUUUAGGAUCUGAAUUACUUCAGGAGACCAAAGAACCAAAAUAUAAGCGCACUGAAGAUGGUUUUUACAGAAUAGGUAGAUUUGAAAAUGGAAUAGCAGAAGGUGCCAUUCACCCGAGAUUAAACCCUAUCUCAGCGAUUAGGCUGUCAAUUUUACAAGAUUCCGAAGUGUGGGUUCUACUUGAUGAGAUCCAUCUUAAAAAAGUUGCCAGUUAAUCAGAAUUAAAAGAAGUUUGAAGAUUAAUCUGUUUUAUACAAAAGAAUUGUCCCAAUCCAUCUUAAUAGCUCUCUUUAAUAAAGUGUUGAUAUUGAUCACAGAGUUCAUGGACAUAUCACCUCAUCUGAUCGCUGUGGAUGUUCGUUGUUCCCACACACUACCUCCUGUGAAAUCUACUGUAAUUUUCUAUGUAAAGAUUCUAAUUUUGAAGAGUUACCAAUUGAAGUUUUUGGUAAUCUGAAGAUAAUAGACUGUUCUUCUCAUCAUGAGGUACAAAGGUGUAUUUUUUGUGACCCAUUUUACAGUAGAAAGUACCUAAGUAAUGAACAAAAAUAAGCCAAGAAAUGAGACUUGUAUAUAAAGAGCUUAACAGUUACAAAUUUUAAACAUAAAUUGUGCAUCAGGGACAGAGAAUGUGCAGAGGAGAGCAUAUAAGGGGCUGGUUACCUUUAAUUUAUUGUAAAUAUGCACUGGACAGAUUUAUCAUAUUUUGAGGGAAUCCAGAUUCUUGAUUAGAGAAAUAUAGUAUUUGAUUUCUAGACAAUUAAGUUAACUUCUGAAGAAAUUCUUCAUUUUAUGAAGUAAAAAAAACUGCCUUUUCAAAACCUUGAAUUUAUUAAAGUUGAAAUUUGCCAAUUUUCUUGAGAGCAGUUGCAGAACAUCAGUUCCAGCACAUCAAGGUUGGUGAGAAAUUACGUGACUUCAUUGGUGGACCUAGCUGUACAUGCCAGUGGUGGGAUGGACGGGGCAAAUUUCAUUCUAGGAGUCUUCUGUACAAUAGUGGUCAUAUAAUGAUUUCAAUUGAGCAGUUGCAAAAGAGGCCCACAGUUAAAUUUAGCGCCCAGAGGUAGGCAGGCAAGUGAUGGGGAUGGAGGAAUGAGCAUCGCCACACCUCCAGUGGUGCUGCUUAUGCAUAACUUCAAUGUCAUAUUACAGGAGCUGAUUAAUAUUGAGCAAUGGUUCUUCUGUAGAUAUUUUAACAUUUAUUCAAUAACAAGAAGUGCAAGACAAAGUGGAAAUCUCUUUUACUACAUUGCAUUUUGUUUGUUGGAAAAUGUUUUUGAAUGCAACGUUUAGAAAAGUAGUAAUGCUUCUACAGUUCAGAAAUCUAUUGCCCACAAGGCAAAAAACCCUCCAUUUUCCAUUUCAACUGUGCAUCAUCAAUAGUUUAAAGAAAAUCCUAAGUAUUAAUAACAUUGCAGAUUAAUUUUCACAGGUUUUUUUUUGCAAUAAUACACUUCUGCGAAUUUUACUAUUCAAACGAUUGAAUGGAUAAAAUGGUUACAAGGAUAAGUGGUGCUUUUUUGUGUCUAUGGAUAUAACGAUAGCUGCCAACUUUAUUCAGAAUAUUUAACUGAACCAUCACAAGGGUUUUAUCCUUUCUGAUGAAAUCCUUGCAAUUUACUGCUGGAAAACCAUCAACUGAUACAGUCAGUAUGUAUGGAAAAGUAUGGCCUUUAACUUGACGGUUACUCAUGCUCAAUAUAAAUUAAAUAGUUGAUGUAGUUUUUGAUACGUAAUUAUAUACAUGAUGUUUUGAUAUGUAAUUAAUGGAGGAGGGGCUUCUUUGGUGCAGGGAAGGAUAUAAAUAUUUAUGAAAACUGCUUAAACUAGCCAAAGUUGUUACCAUCAAUGAAUGCAAAAUGAAAUAUGGUGGCAGGCUGAUGUUAGUGAUUCACAUUUUCAGUGAUGGAAUUUUUAAAAUUGGAAUUGGACAAUCUUGCUAUUAUAAAAUAUUGAAAAUAAAACUAUUGGAAAGUAUAUAAAGGACUUUCAGUUCUUCCUUCCUAUGAACUGCCUCAAAGUUUAUAAAUGUUGGGAGGGAAGCGUAGAAAGAAAGUGAAUAAAAGGGUACAUGGCAGUAUUGAGGAAAAAUUCUGCUAUCAAGCAGAACUGAGCAACAAAAGGUUGUAUUUAAGACUAUGCUUUUCUCCAGAAAAUUACAUUUUGGUAAAGCCAAUAUCACAAUCAUUACCAUUGAGGUUCACAGUUCUAACUUGGCAGAGUGUAAGCUAAAAGCAGGAAAUGUUAGAAAUUCAGUCAGUCAGUUGGCUCGAUAAAUUGAAGGGAGAUAUUAAUAAUUUAUUGUAGAUUUUUUUUUGUAGAUUCUCUUCCAUUGAGCCUCUGAUAGCAAAUAACUUUGGCUUAUGAAUAUGGAAAAUAUAGGUCACAGGAAUGUGGUGAUUGAAAUGACAAUUAACAUUUUGUUUCAAUAAUUUGGUAAUGGAGCUAGAUCCAGACUGUCAAUACUCACUUUAAAUCUCUGUACAUACAAAGCCAUUUCAUCAGCAGAUGAGAUGAAUUUUAAUCAAAUGUUAAAACAGAUACCCAUAGUGGGGAUAUCAAAAAACAAGAGAGCAUAGGUUUAUGGUGAGAGAGAGAAGUUUUAAAGGGGAUCUGAGGGAUAAGUUUUUUUUACACAGAGAUGAUAUCUGAAAUGCACUGCCUGAGGAGAUUCAGAUGUAAUUGCUAUAUUUAUGAGGCACUUAAGCCAGACACUUAAAUAGAGAGGGCAUAGAAGGAUACAGUCCUAAUGCAUGCAAGUGGAGUUAUGUAGAUGGACUAAAAGGUCAGCUUGGAUGUAGUGGGCCGAAGGGUCCGUUUCUGUGCUGUACGACUCUGAGAUGCAUCUGGUAUCAAAUGGUGUAAUUAGAUGUUAAUUGUCACCAUAAAAUGAACCUUUGUGAAUGCAAAUCAAGAAUCAAGUUUUUCCAAAUAUGUGAUUUUUUUCUGGAUCUAUUUAUGAAGCCUUUUUGCAGUUAAGAUUUCUAUUUUUGUUUGCUCUCUGCUAGCCUUUUGCAAUGGGGCUAGAUCAUGUCAUGUUAAAGGAAAGAUCCUAAAGUGGUGUUUGCAACAAGACAAGUGUCCCAAAAUGAUUUCUUCUUGCAGAGUCAUGUGAGGUUAGAGUAAAAACCUUUUGUAAAAUUACCUUGAGGCUUAUCAAUGGUUCACAUUGUGUUCUCAGGAUGGAUAACACAUUGUUAGAGCAUGUGUACAUUUUCAUCCUACUUGCACUUCUGUUGCUGCUAAAAAAACACCAUGGAUCUGUAUUCAUUGUUUAAAAUGCUCCACCAGGUUUUGCACAUGUAGGUUGAAAACAGGAUUCUUAAAAUUGUGCCUGAGCUGUACUUUUGUUUGGAAAUGAAGUCCUGUUCUUUAAUCAGUGCAUUUAAAAUUAGAAAAAAAUAAUAAAGGUGAAGCUUGAUAAUAUGCAAACUAUUUGGGAGUUUGGCUGUCUUUGGACAGUAAGUCAUGCUAAAUUAACACGAUGAUUACUCAUAAUCUAGAAAAUCGGAAUUGACCUAAAUCAAAGAGAUCUCAGCUGUAGCACCUUUUAUAAUGAGAGAUUACGAAUCAAGUGAAAUGGAUCGGUUUUACAUAAUGUGCCACAGAUCAAUCUGUUGAAAUAUAAUGCUUUUGCUUAUUUUAUGGAUAUGUUUAUGCUUUGUGUAUGUAACUAUGCACCUGCUUGUUAAUGUCAAUGUGCCUUUCAUUGUUGGUCUACGUUUUUUCAUAUAUGUGCCAUAACUUUGUAAAGAAUGAUAAAGUUGUAAUAAAGUUCAAUUUGUUAUAUUUUAAAAUGUAAUGAGGCGUAGAAUGUUCUGUAUAAUUGGCUUCUUCCUGCCAUUGUGUAAUAAAUUGCUACACUUAAAUGUCAA
Pristis pectinata (smalltooth sawfish) is the source of this 5667-nucleotide messenger RNA. It is a transcript of the gene mgat4a, whose product is annotated as alpha-1,3-mannosyl-glycoprotein 4-beta-N-acetylglucosaminyltransferase A. Lineage: Eukaryota; Metazoa; Chordata; Chondrichthyes; Rhinopristiformes; Pristidae. The record is from RefSeq and is a predicted model, not a curated record. Gene Ontology annotation, biological process: protein N-linked glycosylation. Gene Ontology annotation, molecular function: acetylglucosaminyltransferase activity. The coding region runs from base 391 to 2007 and encodes 538 amino acids. Gene Ontology annotation, cellular component: endoplasmic reticulum-Golgi intermediate compartment; Golgi stack; endoplasmic reticulum. The transcript is spliced from 15 exons.